AUGGAUCAAUCACCUCAAACUCAAACCUCAGAGGCCUUUAUCCAAGGCGCAAAUGGUAGUGAAGAAGGAAUGGCCGUUAGACAGCAAAAAACAAAUGGAGUCCCGGUCAAAAAGAAGCGUAACAAUUCAGAUGAGAUAGAUCAAAAGGUUGGUCAAAAUUCCUUGGCCAUCAAAGAUGGAAAAAUUCCCAUGGAUUCGGCAAAUCAAACUGCCGAGACAGAGUCAAUUCUCAUUGUGGCCGAAAACGAUGAAUUUCGUGGCAAUUCAGCAAUUCCUAACGAUUCUAUUGAAAACAAAGUUCACUGUAAGGCGGCGAACACCAUGAAGCAAACAGAAGUUUUGCCCGUACAAAAACAACCGAACACUUCUAUGUCAGAUCAAAUCAAGCGCACUACGGUCGCGUCAGUCUCGAAUGCUGAACAGGUUGAAGAUUCACUAGUAAAAGAACAAACUGCUGUUAAAGAAGACGUUGCGGCUGUGUCUUAUAAUUCAGAACAAUCAGGGAUGUUUACCAAUAACGAUCAAGACGAAAUUUCACUUCAAUCUGGAUCUCAAGGUCAACAUAAGCGUGGUCUACCAGCGGGGUGCCUUUUUGUCGCAAGGCAAGCAUUUGACAGGAUUCUACCAACUAAUAAAAAGGAAAUUGAGCUUCAACAAGCUGUUGCAGACCAUUUCCGUAAAUGGGGAACGCUCUUAAAUGUUAAGGUUUUGUUUGAUUGGUUAAAUCGGCCUUAUUCUUUCGUUCAGUUUGAGAGUAUUGAAGAUGCUCAACGAGCUCUGACUGAAGCACAUAAUUCAAUCGUCGAUGGACGUCACAUUCGUGUUGAAAAAGCAAAAGUUAAUCGGACAUUGCUUAUUGGCCGCUUUAGUCGUGAUAUGAGAGAAGAUGAUAUCACUAAACUUCUCGCACCUUAUGGGGCUACUGAAGAUAUUCAUAUUCUAAAAGAUUUUCGAACAGGCCAAAGCCGUGGAUGUGCGUUCGUAAAGUUCUGUUAUCGCGAAGACGCCAUCAGCGCAUAUAUGAGCUUGCGCCGGACUUCAUCAUACGUCAUUGAAUGGGCAGCAAAUCUUGAGAAAGCAACACCUGGACCCGGUGAUAUAGAUAAAGGCACUAUAUUUGUUGGACAGCUUAAUCCAGAAGCUGUAACUAAAGAUAUACUUGAGCAAAAAUUUAACCGUUACGGCGAAAUUAAAGAUCUUCGGCUUGUUACUAUCAAGAAACCUGGUCCUGCCGGUCGCGUGAAUGUACGUUCGGCUUUUGCGUUCAUUCGUUACGAUGACGAAAAUGCUUCAACCAAGGCAAUUGAAGCAGAAAACAAUACCAAAUACCUUGACAGAAUAAUUCGUGUUCAAUACCGGGAGUCUCCUGAAUAUCGUAAUUAUCAAAUUCAAAUACUGCGCCAACAGCUCGAAGUUCGACAACGAGCGUUGCAGGCUGUUUCUUAUGGUACUUCUGAAAAAUCGAACAAUGCUCGAAUGUCUUUACGACCACCAGCUUUAUCGAAAGCCGCGGUUGAACGUGUCUCAGGAAAUACUGUUAAUAAGCCAUUAUCGAAUCGUAGCCGUUAUGUGCGUCCUACAUCUGUAUCGAAUGUUGGAACUGUAGUUGGCACUAAAUCUUUUGAUAGGCCUUCAAGUUCUAACCGUCGAGGUAGCGGCAGAAAAGCAUCAAUUAAAAAUAAAGGACCUAAUUCUGGCUUUGAUAUGCAUUAUGCAACUAUGAAUGUUUUAAACGGGGUCCCUCCAAUGGCACCGUUUGAUCCGUCAGCGAUGAAUAUACAUCCACGCGGAAUCAAUCAAGGUUAUAACAACAUUCCUAAUGAUAUAAACUUUCCGCCUUUAAUCAAUACGCCAGAAGGUCUCGUUUAUCCUUACGUGCCACCAGUUGCUUGGUUUGGUCAUGAUAAUUCAAUUGGUGCUGAUGAUCCACAUGAAAAUCCUGCCACACUUCCACACCCAAUACUUCCCGGUCCAUAUGCCCAUCAACACUGUCCCCCAUGUGUGCCAGGAGAACGUGAUACAUAUAUUAACGCUUAUGGCCACUUACCACCACCAUUCAUUUUACCUUCGAUGAUGCCAUUACCGCCAGAAUUUGGUCUAGAGCAACAAUUUUUUGGAUAUCCAAUGACUGUACAACAUAGUAUUGUUUCUGGUACACGUUCUCUACCUCCUGUAAAUGGUUCUAGUUCAGAACAAACGAAUUAUGAAACUACAACUAAUGAUUAUGAAACGGAUAAUGAACUAUCUCGUUUUGAUGAGGAUCAACUUGCUGAAAAUGUUUGUGAAACAGGUGAAAAUGAUGUUUCUUGCGAUCAUAGUAAGGAUGAGGUUGUUCAUGUCACUUAA
Molecule: messenger RNA, 2346 nt
Organism: Cetraspora pellucida
Lineage: Eukaryota; Fungi; Glomeromycota; Glomeromycetes; Diversisporales; Gigasporaceae
Source: the annotation of a GenBank genome assembly